AAGUAUUUAUGUAACAUUCUUACUAAUGGAAUGUACAUAACUCUAAUCUGUACCCAAUGAUAUAUUCAAUUAGUUGGAGAAAGUAGAAACUCCAUCUGGCUUCAACUUUGCUUUUUUUUCUAUAGAAGAGAAUAAAUGCAUUAUGCCUCCUCAAGUCGAAAGCCUUUCUAGCGCAGAUGCAGCUGCGGUUGAAUCAACCUGCCGAGAGCAUAAGCUAACCAAACAAGAAUUCACCGAACUGCAUACCCGAGCCGUCGCCGCUAAGUCAGCCGCUUAUUGCCCAUACAGCCAAUUCCGGGUUGGAUCGUCUGUCAUUUCUGUCGACGGUGUCUAUUUCAACGGGGCCAACGUCGAGAAUGCUUCGUAUCCGGUCGGUACCUGCGCCGAACGUGUGGCUUUAGGUAAAGCUGUGACGGAGGGGCACCGGAAGAUCAAGGCUAUAGCCGUAGCUACUGAUAUCACUCCCCCAGCUAGUCCUUGCGGCAUGUGUCGUCAAUUUAUUCGUGAAUUCUGCGACCUUAAGGCGCCGAUUAUCAUGUUCGACAAACACGACAACUAUAUCGCAUUACCUAUCGGAGAGCUGUUACCUUUGUCCUUUGGACCUGAAGCAUUACCUCCGCCUGGUCUUCGCCCUGUUUGAGAGGAUGCAUCACGGAAACUUUAGUCGAUAGGUAUGCAUGUUUAUGCUGGGGUCUGGUGUUUAGUGUGAGUGUUUAGUUGCAGUCUCGAUAGAUAUGUUUCAAUAGAGUUUAGCUCGUUGGGACUCGCGUCUCUAAGGAUCCUUUCCAAUGUUCGAAUCAGUUAGUUAGUAAAAUACAGGGGAUGAGGUAGAGAAUUAUAAGAGAUCCAAUAGACAACGUCCUUAGGGUAAUUUGUUUAUACGUGCGGCUAUAGCCAAGUCUUUCUCC
Hypoxylon trugodes is the source of this 908-nucleotide messenger RNA. Its product is annotated as cytidine deaminase-like protein. The transcript is spliced from 3 exons. NCBI's taxonomy places the organism in Eukaryota, Fungi, Ascomycota, Sordariomycetes, Xylariales, Hypoxylaceae. Bases 143 to 640 code for a protein of 165 amino acids. The record is from RefSeq and is a predicted model, not a curated record. Gene Ontology annotation, molecular function: cytidine deaminase activity; zinc ion binding. Gene Ontology annotation, cellular component: cytosol.